Serinus canaria (Common canary) is the source of this 1477-nucleotide messenger RNA. RefSeq names its product NUBP iron-sulfur cluster assembly factor 2, cytosolic (gene NUBP2). Lineage: Eukaryota; Metazoa; Chordata; Aves; Passeriformes; Fringillidae. Gene Ontology annotation, biological process: iron-sulfur cluster assembly. Gene Ontology annotation, cellular component: cytosol. The coding region runs from base 97 to 927 and encodes 276 amino acids. The transcript has 7 exons. Gene Ontology annotation, molecular function: ATP-dependent FeS chaperone activity; ATP binding; 4 iron, 4 sulfur cluster binding. The record is from RefSeq and is a predicted model, not a curated record.
GCGGGCUAUCUGGUGAAAGUGCGGCUUGCGAUUGGACACAGCACCUGCCAGUCCAAGGUGGCGGGGCCUUGGGCCGGAGGAAGACGGAAGCGGGUGAUGCGGGGAGGCAAUAUGGAGGAGACGGCCGAAGAGAGAGCCAACCUGGCCAGGGUGCGGCACAUCGUGCUGGUGCUGUCGGGGAAGGGCGGCGUUGGGAAGAGCACCCUCUCCACCGAGCUGGCCCUGGCGCUGCGGCACGCCGGGAAGAGGGUGGGGAUCCUGGACGUGGACCUGUGUGGCCCCAGCAUCCCACGUAUGCUGAGGGUGCAGGACAGUGCUGUGCACCAGUGUGACAGCGGCUGGGUCCCUGUCUUCGUGGGCCAGGACAAGGCCAUCGCCCUCAUGUCCAUCGGCUUCCUGCUGGAGCGGCCCGACGACGCUGUGGUGUGGAGGGGACCCAAGAAAAACGCUUUGAUCAAACAGUUUGUCAGCGACGUGGCCUGGGGGGAGCUGGAUUUCCUCAUCGUGGACACGCCACCGGGCACGUCCGACGAGCACAUCUCCACCGUGGAGGCCUUGAGGCCCCACCAGCUGCUCGGGGCAGUCCUGGUCACAACACCUCAGGCCGUGUCCGUGGGGGAUGUGAGGCGGGAGCUGACAUUCUGCAGGAAGGCAGGACUGCACAUCCUCGGCAUCGUGGAGAACAUGAGCGGCUUCGUGUGCCCCCACUGCUCUGAAUGCACAAACAUCUUCUCCAAAGGGGGAGGCGAGGAGCUGGCCAAGCACGCUGGGGUGCCCUUCCUGGGCUGCGUCCCCCUGGACCCCCAGCUCAGCCAGAGCUUGGAAGAAGGCAGAGACUUCAUCCAGGAGUUUCCCAAGAGCUCUGCCUUCCCUGCCUUGACUCACAUUGCCCAGCAGAUCUUGGAUACAUCGCAGAGGAGCUCCUGAGGAGGCUGUGGAGCUGGACUGGUGCCAGCCUGGCAGCCCCAGCAGUGGGGAGGGUAUGCAGGAACUGUUCAACUCCAACUGGGGUGUGAGGGGGGAGCACCGAUUCCUGCUGCUGCUGCUGGCAGUCCCAGAGGGAAGAAGCCACAUCCCCUCAGAUUCAAAGAGACUCUGGAGCUGCAGUGUCCAGUGCUGUUCUUCCCUGAGCAUUCCCACAUAGUUCUGAUCACCUGGAUCAUGGCUCCAUGUGCUGCCGCCUUCUCCUGCUGCCCCUGCCUGAUGGAUCACGCAGGGCUUGCCUCAGUGGCUGGCUGGUGCUGGGUGCUCCCAUGUGGAGCCAGGCCCGGUCCUGACCUCAGAAUUCUCAGCUCAUUGGUUCCUGAUGGACCAUGAGGGCAUAGCACAGCCUGGGCUGGGCUGAGGAAGCCCCUUCAGGAGCUGUCUGGGAGCUGCAUCCCAUCGUGCUGGGAAGGAGCCCUCGGGCCUGCCGAGCUUCUGUGACUCAGGAAUAUUUUUCAAGGCUCCAGGCAGUAAAACCUUUUCUUUAAAUGCA